GCUAACUACCCUAGCCUUGACGUGAUUCUUUAACGAUACAUGUAAGGUAAGUAAGUUACUAGACAGUAGCUAUAAGCAUUUCAAGUGGUCUAUCUAAAAGCUCGUUCAUGUAUCAGAUGUUCCUAGUCAUCCGUCGGUUCCGUUAGUGUCUUUGGUACUCAAACGACAUUCGUUAUUAAUAACUACAAAACUGCAUUCCUUCAAUCCGUAAUCAAUAUUGUGCACGGGGAAAAAUAAUCACCAGUUUGUCUUAAUAUACGAAAUGUACCUUUUUUAAGCUAAAUCAGAAAAUUCCCCCUGCCGUCGGGUAAAUUCAGAGAGUCCUGACUAAGCAACUAAGUCAAUCUGUGAAGAAGGACGUUCAAUUACGAUAACAACCGUAACGUCUUUAUCAUGAUUUAAAAACUUUGGUGGAUUGAUUAACAAUAAAGCACCCCGCUAGAACUAAAGAUUUCUGCUAAACUGAGUUAUAUCCUUGCACGAGUUAGAUAGAGCGUAUUGUAUAUUUUGUAAACGAUAUUUCAUGAUGAUAAUAAAAGUCUAUUUCGCAGAAUACAACCUUUUGCCCCCAAACUGAUUAAAUUUUGUUUAUCUUUGCUUUUUUUCCAAGAAGACCGAUUCUGAGCUUAAGUUGUCAGCGAUCAGCAUUGAUUUAUCAUACCCUUCAUUCUCCCACAAUUAAGCGACCACUGAAAUCAAUAACUCGGUCUAUUUUGUUCUAUUGAAACUGUUAUCCUUCUCUUUAAAGCAAAUGUCGGUUCAGUGCAUUUGGAACUUAAUCUUAUACUUUGAGGGCCUACAAAAGAUUGCGAUAUUGCCCAAAGCGGCAAGGUCAAGAUAGCUGUUUACAGGCCAAGUUGUCGUCUCGGUCCAUAAAAGUGCAAAAAAAGACAAGGCUUAUUUCCAACCAUCUUGACCGAAGAAUCUUGGUUAAUAAAGGAUUCAUUAUAAUAUGCCGGCCAAGAGGACUAUUGGCUCACCGCUCUUGUGGCACCCCUGCCUAUUAAGCAUUUAUUAUUCAUUGUUCAGUGAUAGGCGAAGCUAAAAAAAUAAAAUAAAAUUAAUAUCAUUAGAAAUUAAUAUUUCUUUCCAACUCUCAAGAAUAUUAUAUAACUAUCCCCUGUAGUGGUAUCGCGUCUCGAUACAUAUCUAUAGCGCUGUUCACCGACCCUGAAGGGAAUAGUUGUUUUAGUAUUUACCAAAUCAGUUGGAUAAAAACAAAAAAGUAACUUUUUGUAGAUUAAAAACGUCACUUAGUAGGAACUUUGUCUACAAUUUACAAACAUUUCGGCGAUUUUGUCAAGUGCAUUUUUACGAUUUUGUUUCAAAUUCAGCAUGAAAAAAAUUUUCUAACCACCAGCAAACACCGACAUGCCAAAGUUCAUCGCUUUCUUGGUAUUUGUUUGUAAGUUUCAUUUAUCGCUCAAAUUUCGUCUUCCGAAAAUGUCUUAAAACGAGACACCAUCUUGGCCCCGGUCGCAAAACCGUGAAUGACCAAGGAUAUUUCGAGAUACGGAAGGUAAUAAAAACGCGCGAAAUUAAAAUUCCUAUUCACUGAUUUGGUAAAUACUAAAUAGGCAUAUCUUACCCGUUCGGGCAGCCAGUGGAAACACAGGAUUCACUACUUCAUCCAGCCAUUUCAUAAACUUGAAUAUUAUCGUUUAUCUAGAUUCUAUUAAAUUCCUAGAAUCUUUAGAAGUGAGAUGGUACGCUUCUAGCCGCCCUUGAUCAAGGUUUGGGUAGACGACUGUUGGUGAGCUCAGAGCAGUUUUAAAUUCUUAUAAAUUUAAAAGUUAUGAGACUUUUUGUUCAGUCUUAUAAUUCAUUGUACAUAUAUUUUCAGUUUUGCUCUAUAAAUGGCGAUGAAUAUUCCUGCAUUUACUGUUCCUACAUUAAGUCGUCUUGGAUGCACAUUUGACUGCCACACCGCCAGACCGGGCAUUGAGAUCUUCCCCGCAGAUAUUCCAACCAAGACAGAGCAUGUCAACAAGUUAACCUUCAAAUUCAAAGCUGUGUCCUCAAACUCAGAAGUGAAGGAGUUAAUGAAUCUACCCUCUGAUUUGCCACUAAGGAUCAAGGCAAACAUGUUGUCUGUAGAAGGACCAGGAAAGUAUUUUAAUGGCAACCUAAAAAUCGAGGAAGAGAAAACCGAAAUAUUGGCUCUAAUGACAUGCAUUACGGUAAUGAAUUCUGUUCCUCUUCAUCUUUCACCCUAGUAUAAGUAUUUUUCCCGUAAGUUUUGCCUCUUCUUGGUGAUUUCCCCAGUAUAUCUUAUUAAAUAUAAGGACGCCAGCUUAAUUGGCAAUAAAAUUGAAAAGUGAACUAGAGAGCCGUCACUGAGCCCCUUUACAUUGACCGUGGUGAACUGUCUUUUAGGUCUUUUAAUUGAUUAAUUAAUUUUGCCUUUUGCGGAGGCUUAUUUUGGUUAUAACUUAAACGAAAUAUUAAUUUUAAAGGUUUCCAAGGAAGCAGAGUACUCAGUGAAACCAAACGACAUCUCUAAAAGAGAGCAGUUAGUUGAUGGUCUAGGCACUCAUUACGUUAGAAAAAUUUCGUAUGGUGGUCAGAUGGUGGCAAGCAUCAAGCUCAAUUUUCCUCCAAACUCGUUGAGGUAUGUGAAAAAAAUUUUUCUUUAUUCAGAAUUAGACAAAUAAUUUUCUCUAGCAACGUAAUGUAAAUUUUUAAAUUCCUGAAAUAGAUGGUCAGUUUGAUAGAAAGGUCAGCCAUGCAGUUAAUAAGAAAUGGGAGCAGAAAGCACUACUUGCUGUCGAACAGUCAUGUGGAAAAUUCCCAGAAGGAGAGAAAGACUUCCGCUGAGGACGAAGUUAUUGUUUAGAUCAAUGUCCAUCUGGAACACUUUAUUUUUAGGUCUAGUCUUAACGGCAUUGUGGAGGGGAACUUGACUUCUGAAGCUACUGCUGGGGCUUUGUCCGACCAGCUGGACUCUAUUUCAACGAAUUGCCGCGAUGCAUCCAACAUUUCAGUCACUUACUACACAACGGAGGUCCCUUACCAAGCUGGAACUACCCAAAACCUUGAGGAGUUAAUGAGACUGUUUCGUGACUUUAGAUCAAAAACAAUAGCCAAUGGAAGAGAGAUCCCUAUUGAGGUAUUCAGUGUUGUUUUAUUUACGUGCGAGUUCAAGGAUGGAUGGGCACUUCUAUGUAAUACACAACUUCACAGUUACUGAUAGUGUUAAAACAUAGUACUUUAUACGCUGGGUGCAGCCAUAGCUUAGUUUACCAGUGUUAGGGGAGAAAUGGAUCGUUUUUCCUAACUGAUAAACGUCAGUCAAUCUGUCCUUUUGACCACUGAACAGCAGUUUCUAUAUAUUCCCGCAAUCAGUCAUAUCCUAAUUAAAAAAAACGGUCUUUUGAUAGAGUCUUAUCUAGUCUUAUUUUCUACAUGUAAAUAGGGAGCCAUUAACUUAGUUGCUUGAUCCUCGAACAAAAAGUAAGAUCAGCGCUUACUUCAUUGAAGACUCUUUUACGGCCGGAGCAUAUAGUUUACUCUUUUAAAAACCCUGACGUAUCAUUCAGCGAGAAAGAUGAUAUGACCUCGGGCAUCCAGCGUAUCAAUUAGUCAAUGUUGGUGAGCAAGUUGACGUUUCUCUCUCCUCUCUAUUUCUGUUUUUCAUGCGCAAUUUAGGUGGAACUUCAACAAACAGGGACACUUAUACCAUCUGCGAGAGCAUAUUUACCAAAUAUGGCUUUGACUAAUACGGUAGAGGAGAUAGAAAGCCGUUUUGAUGAUAUUCGCACUGCUCAGUAUCUGGUUAAGACUUAUGUUGAAGACGCUGCAGUCAAAGUAGAUGAAGACAUGAAAAGAUUUAGCCAGGAAUUGGAAAAAGUGUGCCAAACAUUUACUGCUGCCAUCUCUACAUUAGACACUAGCGGAGCUGAUACCCAGUUCAACGAAUGUUUCAUGGCGUAUGAAAAUGCUUUGGAUGGAAUUGACGAGGAAGGAAAGUUUACUAAUUACUGGAGAAAUCUUCUCACAAGAGAGGAGGUUAGACAACUUGCAUUGACUCGUAUUUUCUUCUUUACUGUGGAGGAAAGUUUCAAGUCCUCAGUGCCUGAGCACCUGAGAAGCAUGUUAAUUAUAAAACAUUUUAAAGCCACUAAUUCUGUCUUAUUCUUUUGAUUAUCCCUUCUCCAACUGCCAACUUGAAAAUAUUAGUAUUUUUUUUAUUAUUCACACCAAGAAUGUUGCAGCUUCCGGUGUUUUUAAAUUCGAAGACACUCGAAUAGAACCAAGCUGGAAGCAAGCUUUAAUGCUGCACAUUUUAUCCGCAUUUUGUUGUGUGGUUGUUGUUGUUAUUCUUGUUGUUUUCUAGCAUUAAGGAUACGGAUUCCGCUCCCUACAUCUCUUGGUUAUUUUAAGAACUUUGAAACAAAGAAGAAUGAGACUCAAAGGAAGUAUAACUCGUAAAAAACACGUCUAAACCAACGAAGUUCACCUACCUCACGAUUCGAAGUUUAUAUCUUGAAUCCGCAAUUUGGAUUUUAAUUUACUAAUAAAAUGAAGCAAAAUGGUUUUAAACGAAUUCAAAUCGACAGAAUGAUAUUGAAUUAACUUAAUAACUAAGUGAGUUAUAUCGUAUAACAAGAUUCUAAUCACGAUAUAUUCGUUAACGAAAAGUCAACAUUUUUUUCAGGCUAUAACUUCCACAAUCCAGGUAAGAAUAACCAAGCUUUAUGGUUGUCGUCUAGUUGGUAAUUAAUAACACUUAGCCUAUUGCUCGUAACGCUAAAACUACAGAAAGAAAUGUACUUUCUCUCGAGAUUUUUUAAAACGUUUCAAUCUCUGUUAUGUGACUUUUUCACUCCAAGGCUUUGUUCACACUAUACUUUGCGCUGGCACGCAAACCAGACCGGAAUAAUGUUACUACCGAUCACACAUAAAAAGGGUGAUUUCGUCGCGAUUUCUGCACCUCGCUGAUCUCGAGAAGUGUUUCAUGUUUAUUCAGGGACUCCCAACGAGAAUAUAGUUCAAAAUCACUUAAACAUUAUCUGUUCGGAUUUCCUAGUCUAUAGUGAUCCGAAAAUUAUAGGGAUCAAAACUUACCUUUCCGAAAAUUUCAGCCUUUGGACUUUGGUUCCAUUUUGUGGGCUAGCAUCCGCAUCAUAAAAGUUUAAGAAUGUUGUCUUUUUUGAGUCUAUCCGGUGAGGAGUUUGAAGUAGGGUGCACUACGUUUUCUAUUUGCAGCAAAUGCACUAACAUUAUUUUGUUUGGACUUUAAAAGGUAAUGUGGUUGGAUAUGUGUUUCCCCAACUCAUAAAUACCGUAAUGGAGGUUAGGAUAUGCAUAAAAAGAAAUAUACGAUCUAAAAAAAUUGUUACCCUGUCCCAAAGCCUAAAAUUCAAAUUUCUCGUACUUAAGCUAAUAGAACAUCACCAACGCAGUAGUAUCUUUGUUUGUUAAAAAUAAACGAUCCUUUUCUUCUAUCAUAUUAUGAUAUAUUUCAUUUCUCUUUUCCUUAUUGAGCUUCCAAAGGGAAAAAAACUUACUAUUGUUGUAAUUGGAAAAGCUGGAAGUGGAAAAAGUGCAACCGCAAACAGUAUAGUUGGGAAGCGAAUUUUUACCACAACCUCAUGGGCAACAUCUACAGUAUCAUCAAAAUUCCAGUUUGGGCGCAGGAUUGACGAAAGACAAAUUGAUGUCUUAGACACGCCUGGAUCUUUUAGUCCAGGAGAUCUGCAAAAAGAGGUCUCCAGAAUUCUUGAAUUGGCCCCAAAAGGAUUCGAUGCGAUCGUUCUUGUAGAGAAGUAUGGCUGUAGGCUCACUGGUGAAUAUGCUCAAGCGCUUCAACUUCUUCAAGGAUUUUUGGGCGAUAAUGUGAGAAAAUACGUCAUCCUCGUCCUUUCCUUUUGCGACCAGGCCGAGCAUGAGGCUAAAGAAGACAAAACCCCUCUCUCUCCUGAUGAACUAGUGGAUACGUGGUUACAAACGUCUCAAGGAUGGGUUCAAACAUUCAUCGAUCAGAUCGGAGAAGACAGAGUUAUAAGCUUCAACAAUCGACUUAAGCCACACAGUCAACCUGAGGCUUACAAGAGACAACUAUCAAAGUUAAUCAAGGUAAGGAAACGGACUUCACGUUUCGGCGUUGUUGGAGUGUUCGUCUCGCUGCGAUUCCUAAGUGGUCUGAGUAUCUUUACGGUUACUGUUUGCAUCCCUGAUGACGAUCCAAUUUAUAGUGGAAAUUUCAGGGCCAUGCAAAUUGUUGUUGUUUUAACUUAACUUAUGAUCAAGGCUAUAGCUAGCAGAGGGGUAAUGGACAGGACGGGGGCAUUUGCCCUCAAAAAAUAUUCGUGGAAAAGUUUAUCCCCUCAGUUUUUUUAGGUGAUCAGUUCAAACGCAAAUGAUUCUUAUGCGAAGAGCAAAAACAUCUGCCAUCAUACCAGUCAUAUAAUGUUACGAGAACAUCGUAAUCUUGCUCUAAUUCUUUUUUAGGCCAUAGAUGGUAUCACCUGCAAAACGUCGCCGUACCUUGCAUCUCAGCAGGCAAGAAAUGAUUUUGAAAGAAAGAUCAAAGAAGCUUCAGAGAAACCAAACCGUGCUAGAAGAGAAGGCAGUUCCUCUGAGGACUGGUUAGAGGUGCGCAUAGGAGAAGGAGGUGAAAUAGUGUCUGCGGAUGAGGCGCGUCCGCUUCAUGAGAGGGUGUGGUCGUUUAUUGAUACGUACUGUAACGUUUUGUGAACAACAUCGCACUUUCAUGCGUUACCUAUGGUAUAAUUACGAUAAAACCAGAGGCACAGGGGUUAUGUGCCUUUCACAUAACCUUAUUGCGCAUUGUCCUAUCUGAUAAUAUUAAGUAUUGAGCACCUUCUUAUGACAGGUUUCAGAGGGUUACGGCUGGGUAGUGUCUUAAACGUUUAACCAGAACUGUAUUUUGUUUUUUUAAUGACAUUUAAUUCUAAUACUGGAUUUAAUUCAUUAUACUAUGUAUAUCGCAUACGGAACUUUGUAAAACAGGACAGGAGCGUAGCCAGAGUGCGCGUACAUACCUUUAAAAGUGCCGACAUCUCAAAUUUUUCACACAGUUCGUCUUUAACACUAUCGGCAAAAAAGUUUAAAACUAGCGUUGUGUGUUGUGUUCCUUAACUGAAAGAUUUUACAAAAUAAUUGAUGGAACAGUUUAUUGCCAUUAGCUUGUGCCUGGGUUAGCUUAUUUCCGCAAUUUGAAGCAGCUUAUUACUAAGGGGCUGUUUCCAUGGAGAGAGCCGGAAGAUCCUAGAAGAUGGAUCAUCCUAGCGCCAUAGGUUUUCUGUAUUCCUGUAGUUUACGUGCUAAAAGUUGUACUUGUCCCUAGUACUUGGAUUCUCCUAGCUCCUCGCUAUGAAGAUCCUAGUACAAGGACAAACCAGACAAAAAUGGCGGCAGGUGGGUAAUCACAGCAAUAAAGGCCGCCAAUUUCAUUUAGCGUUACCAUGAGCUGAUGAUUGUGAUGAUUCUGCCAGCUGCUGUUGAAAGGUAUUUAUUUACUUUAGUAAAUAGAGCUGAAGGGCCUAAAUGCAUGUUUGUCGUUGUCGCGCGCCCUUUUUAAUCUUUUCUCUACCUGGUAACCACCGAAAUCCCUGCCAACCAACCCAACGAAAAGUUAUUUCGCCUUCUACUUCCUGGUGCUAGGAUCUUUCUACCUCCUUGUAAAAUACUGAUGCGAGCUCCUAUGUACACAGGAUACACUCAGUACCUGCUAAGAGUUCAGGAAUAAUAGAAUGGAAGGCUUGAAAUGAUUAUAAUCUGCUGCGGGGAAAUUAACAUAUAAAAUUGCUAUUCCCUUUCGUCUUAAUAUUUAUUUCAUUUUCACUUACUUCCCCUAGAUCUCUCACGCAGUCAGAUUGAGACCUAGGCUAGAGGUUACGGUUUUUACUGGCAGAUUUUUCCCCUUUGCAAAAUUUAGCCAGUGUUUACCAUUUAUAGGGGAAACCGAUCAGGGGUGUAGCCAGCUUUUCGACCAGUUGCAGGCCUGGCUGACAAUCAUUUCCACAGCCUCGUUCCCAGUCGUCCUUGGCGAUUGUGGAUUAAGCUAGUAGCUCGGAUAGCGCGAACUGGCCUGAGUACGAGGCUGGUAUUUUGGGAGGUCGCUUACGGGAGGUUCGACUGUAUGAGAAGACUCUGAGUGGUUGCUUAGCCGUGAGAGCUUAAAAACGAAGGAAAAGUCCAGUUGGGUAAUCCAAAAAAGUCGUCGCGGACGCUUGUGAGAGCUUUUCAUUAUAAUUACAAAGUAAUGGUUAGUAUCUAGAGCUGGUCGCUUACGAGAGUGGUAGCAAGGAGAGGUUCGACUGAGUCUCAUUUACUUGCUUCGACACGCACCCGCUAGGCGUGGGACAUCAGCAAACGACAGCAAAGCCGUGGAAAACGUUACCCUAUUUCUUUCGUUUAAUUUUGUCUCGUUGGUCAUAGUAAUGCUGCUGAAAGCCUGGGCGGAAAUUCAUAGGCUAGGUUUUUAACUUCGCCUGUUCAGCCAAUCAAUUUAUAUAGUAAGUGUUUGUUGUGCUUGAAUGAGCAAAAUGUUACAGAACUGUCAUUUAGCAGAACUUAUUCCUGGCGUUUUUUUAAAAAUCCCGUUUUAACGGAAAUGUUGACAAGAGUUUUCUUACUUUGAGAAGGAAACUUGUCAGGUCUUCCCAAUUACAUGAUCAAUAACAGGGCAGUGGCAAGCGCUCAACAUACCGUAUUUCCUCGAAUAACAGCCGUCCCUCGAUUAAUCGCGUAAAUCUGGAGGAUAAUCCAGCAAAACUGAUCAGACGACACCGAGGAUAUUGACAAUGAAAAUUAAUCAAGGAACCAAAUGUGGAACACUUAAAAAGCCCAUGUUCAGUUUCUUUGAUGUGAUUAUUUUUUGAUUUGAUGGCAAAAUAGAACAAAAUAUUUAGGGCACGACUUCUAGUGAACAAUAUCUGAAAAUAAUCGCCUCCCUUGAAUAAUCGCCCCCUUUUGGCGCAAAAAAAGUAAUCACCUCCGGCUAUUGCUCCAGGAAAUACGGUAAGCUAAUAUCAGUCUCCUUACUCAUCAUGUCAGAAUGAUAAGCGCCAUAUGCUAAGUCGUCCUAACUUUUUUUGUGUGUACGGAAUUUCAACCUAUAACCUUUUUCAAAGACUUAAAUUUGGUAGAUGAAUUGGUGGAUGGAAAUGUUGCGCUUCCCGUACCCUGCACUCUUUACUCCCGUACCCAGCUUUGUCCCCAUCUCCUGUUCCCUUGCCCCCGUCCCCGUUUGUCCCGGGAUACCGCCCCCUUGCCCCCCACAACAGAUAACGUACGCUCCUUGGAUACUCGCGGUGGGAUAAAAUACAUUUAUUUUAAUUUGUUUGAAGGAAAUGAGAGUUUUCGUUUUAUAUUUACACUUUCGCUCACAGCUAAGCAUAAAGCAACAAGUUUUAGUAUUCCAUGCUAUUAUUAGUGUUAUAAGCACCCACUCUCUCCGACAAACUAGCAAGAAUAAGCGCUCUUUCCCUUUCCUUUAACUUUCUUUUAUAGUACUGGGAAGUCAUAAGGGGAGACACCUUCUUAAGGGAAACAGGGUGCAUUGGUUGGAAAAGAAAUCUAUUCAACCAGAUGAACUCAAUGCGGAUGGGUCUUCAUAGCUGAGUUGGUUAGAGCACUGCAACGCUAACGCAGAGUCCAUGGGUUCGAAUCCCGUUAGAGUCCCGAAAUUUUUUACAGGUUAAUUUGCAAUUGCUCAGGACACUGCGACGAUCAUAUCUUCAUUUAACAUGGGCUCCUGAUUUACACAUUAUUCAUGCUCAAUUGUAUUAGGGUAUGGGACAAAUGAUUAAACACUAGACUAAGCCAAGCUGGGACAGCUUGGCUUAGGGGGUAGUUAGUAAUACGAC
Molecule: messenger RNA, 9836 nt
Organism: Porites lobata
Lineage: Eukaryota; Metazoa; Cnidaria; Anthozoa; Scleractinia; Poritidae
Source: the annotation of a GenBank genome assembly